Molecule: messenger RNA, 841 nt
Organism: Alosa sapidissima (American shad)
Lineage: Eukaryota; Metazoa; Chordata; Actinopteri; Clupeiformes; Clupeidae
Gene: ela3l
Product: elastase 3 like
Exons: 8
Coding region: 1-810 (269 amino acids)
Biological process (GO): proteolysis
Molecular function (GO): serine-type endopeptidase activity
Source: RefSeq, a predicted model, not a curated record
AUGUUCUCCAUUGUCCUGGCAUCUGUGCUCAUCGCUAGCGCCUUCGGGUGCGGCACUCCCGCCACCGAGCCCCUCAUGACUCGCGUAGUCAACGGAGUGGACGCCAUCCCCAACAGCUGGCCCUGGCAGAUCUCCCUGCAGUACCAGAGGAAUGGUCAGUGGGGGCACACCUGUGGAGGAUCUCUGAUUGCCACCAACUGGGUCAUGACCGCUGCCCACUGCAUCAACACUGACCUGACCUACAGAGUCUUUGUUGGAAAGCACAACCUGGUGCAGGACGAGGCCGGCUCCAAGGCCAUCACCCCCGAAAAGAUGAUCGUUCACGAGAAGUGGAACCCCAUCUUCGUGGCCUUCGGAAAUGACAUUGCCCUGAUCAAGCUGUCCGAGCACGUGACCCUGAGUGACUCCGUCCAGCUGGGCUGCAUCCCCUCCGCCGGCAGCAUCCUCACCCACGACUACCCCUGCUACAUCACCGGCUGGGGCAGACUCUACACUGGAGGCCCCAUCGCUGAUAACCUGCAGCAGGCCCUGAUGCCUGUGGUGGACCACGCCACCUGCACCAAGAGCGACUGGUGGGGACCUGCUCUCAGGACCACUAUGGUCUGUGCCGGAGGAGACGGUGUCGUUGGAGGUUGCAAUGGUGACUCUGGUGGCCCCCUGAACUGCAAGAACGCUGAGGGCACAUGGGAGGUCCAUGGCAUCGCCAGCUUCGUCUCUGGCCUGGGCUGCAACUUCAUCAGGAAGCCCACUGUCUUCACCCGCGUGUCUGCCUUCAAUGACUGGAUUGACCAGGCUAUGAUGAACAACUAAGAUGGAACCUAUUUCAAAGUACAAUAAACCC